AUGUCAGCGAGAGUUGUACGAUCUUUCUAUCGGAUUCUUUUUCGAACGGCCAAGCAGCAUGACAAGAACCCGGGAAUCAAAGCUCUGCUCAUCGCCACCCCUGGAAGAUUUUAUGAUCAUCGGACCAAAUCUUGGAAGCCUUCAGAGGACAAGGUUGCGACCAAGGAGCAAAGGUUUAUGGAGCCUUACGUGAGGAAGAUGAAUGGUGGAGGAACCUUCUACCUGCCAGAGGUCAAGGCAGUCCACGUCAUCCGUGAAGCCUUCCGAUCUCCGUUGGAUGGCAAUACCAACAAGGACCUUCUAUUCGAUGCUGCUACCAGCGCGAUUAAAGUCCUAGAGAGAAACCUUGCAAAGGCGCGAGAGCUCGGGAUUUUCGACAAUGUUCCCUCGAGUGCUGGGCAGAAGUACAAUAUCAAGGUUGCAAAGGAAGGCUCAUUCGAACGAGGACAGUUUCUGCUGGCCCAUCCGCUCUUGUCAUUUAGUCUCAACAGGGGGAUCCUGAUCAUCCUGAAGCACGAGGAGGCGGAUGGAACUCUGGGAGUGAUGGUGAAUCGGAAAACGAAACUGAAGGUGAAGCGAGGUCUGCGCGAAUUUGCUGAUUGCCCAGUGUACAAAGGAGGAGUAUGGAGCACCUCGCAGAGGAGGACGAAGCUAUCUGACCUGCUGUUGACAGGGAAUGUCGUCGAAUUUCAUUUCUAUACUGCAUCCGCAUGGCGACUUGGAGGGUUCGUGCAAGAGUCCCCCUCCUCUCUUGCGACCAAGAGAGAUACCUCUGAGACUGGAUUUAUUAAGAUCUUGGAUGGAGUCUACUGGCAGUGCGACCUGGACGCUGCGUCCGAGAAAGUAAGACGAGGGGAGGCCAAGACCUCGGACUUCAAGUUCAUCAUGGGCUUUGCCGGCUGGGGUCCAAGACAGCUACAGGGAGAGCUGGAGAAUCAUGGUUGGCUGCUUGCAGAGGCUGGGGACGCUGGCAAAGUUGCGAGCAAUGGCGACGAAGAAAUGCUCUCAGCAAGCGACUUGGUCUACUGCGAUUGCCUCUGCAGCGCUGAACUUCUUGAAGACUUCGAGCCUGAUGUUUUCAAGGAGACUUGCGACGAGAGCGCCAACAAGGAACGAGAACGCCAGCAUCGCUUCGCUUCCAGUCUUGUAGUCGUCGCUGCCAUGUUGACCAGCCCAGGAUAA
Messenger RNA from Guillardia theta CCMP2712, 1182 nucleotides. RefSeq lists its product as hypothetical. NCBI's taxonomy places the organism in Eukaryota, Cryptophyceae, Pyrenomonadales, Geminigeraceae. The record is from RefSeq and is a predicted model, not a curated record. The transcript has 9 exons. Bases 1 to 1182 code for a protein of 393 amino acids.